CGUCUGAUUUAUAUGUGUGCGGGUCGUAUAUGAACGUAUGUAACUAGUUUAAACAUGUCAGAAAGUCACGGAAGGAGAAGACAGAUACGUUCAGUAAGCCGCGAGACAAGUGUCAUACCAACGAAAUUCAAGAAUUUCACAUUGGCGAAUUUCUCACGUCUACUAUUUCUGUUUCCAUGAUGGCCGCCGCGAUGUGGCCUGGAGUAUUACUUCUACUACUGUUACUAGCAGUCCUGCUGCAUCCAUCAAGAUGCUCGCAGGUAAAAGUGAAUUAUCGAGAGAAGGAAAAGCAGGUGUUGGACAACAUCUUAGGGCCAGGAAGAUACGACGCGCGUAUCCGGCCGAGCGGGGAAAAUGGAACAGAUGGGCCGGCCAUUGUCCGGGUAAACCUGUUUGUGCGAAGCAUCGCGACAAUUAGUGACAUCAAGAUGGAAUACUCCGUACAAUUAACAUUUCGGGAACAAUGGUUAGACGAGAGACUACGAUUUAAUGACUUCGGAGGUCGACUGAGAUAUUUAACAUUAACAGAAGCCAAUCGCGUAUGGAUGCCGGAUUUAUUCUUUUCAAAUGAGAAGGAGGGUCAUUUUCAUAAUAUUAUUAUGCCCAACGUUUAUAUACGAAUCUUUCCAAAUGGUUCGGUUCUUUACAGUAUACGAAUAUCAUUGACACUCUCGUGCCCCAUGAAUUUGAAAUUGUAUCCUCUGGACAAACAAGUUUGCUCGCUACGCAUGGCCAGCUACGGAUGGACGACUACCGAUUUGGUCUUCCUUUGGAAAGAAGGUGAUCCCGUCCAGGUUGUUAAGAACUUACACCUGCCUAGGUUCACCCUAGAAAAAUUUCUCACCGACUAUUGCAACAGUAGAACCAAUACCGGAGAGUACAGUUGCCUGAAAGUAGACCUGCUCUUCAAGAGAGAAUUCAGCUACUAUCUCAUCCAAAUCUACAUCCCCUGCUGCAUGCUUGUCAUCGUCUCCUGGGUCUCUUUCUGGCUGGAUCAAAGUGCCGUACCUGCUCGAGUAUCGUUAGGCGUGACAACACUACUGACUAUGGCCACGCAGACAUCGGGAAUAAAUGCCUCACUGCCACCAGUCUCCUACACAAAGGCCAUCGACGUUUGGACGGGGGUAUGCCUGACCUUUGUAUUCGGUGCGCUACUCGAAUUCGCCUUGGUGAAUUAUGCAUCGCGCAGCGAUAUGCACAGUGACAACAUAAACAAAAAAUUCCCACCGAGCGAAAUGGAACACUCCUCCUCGGUUGAUCCAACAUCGGAGGUCCUCGACGCGGACGGUUCGGCGAAUUUCGCCAUGAAGCCUCUGGUCCAACACCCGGAGGAUACCAUGUCGAUGGAUAAGAUGCAGCAGUGCGAAAUACAUAUGCAACCGCGAAAAAAAAACUGCUGCAGGUCGUGGCUGUCCAAGUUCCCGACGAGGUCCAAGCGCAUCGACGUCAUCUCACGAAUCUUCUUCCCCAUCGUAUUCGCUUUCUUCAACCUGACGUACUGGUCCACGUAUCUGUUCCGGGACGAAGGAGGGCGAGUAAAUCUCGAGGAGGAAGCGCUCGGAUCAAGGGACGUGGCUCGCGGCCAUCCCCACCAUUAUUCCCACGGAAGAACACAUCGUUCGCGUCCUAAACAUCGACACUAUCACCAUCACCAACACAAUCAUCAACAUCAGCAUCAGCAUCAACAACAACAGCAGCAGCAGCAGCAGCAGCAGCAACCGUCGCAACAGCAACAGCAGCAGCAGCAUCAACAUCAGCAGCAGCAGCAACAACAACGUCGUCAUCAUCAUCGUCACCAUCAUCACCACCACCAUCACCAUCACCAUCAUAGAGAGCAACAGCAAACGUUACAUGCACCACCACCACCUCUACCACCCCAACAAACACCUACAGGGUCGUCGUACUCGCCCGUACAGACGCUCGAAGACGAUCGUUACUCGCCGAGAACCUCCAGGCAUUCCUGCAGAAGCUCGACGAGAUCUUCGCAGUCGCCGUCGCUAUCACCGUCGUCGAGAACGGCGACCCCGUCGCCACCGUCGGCGCCCGUUAGGCCGGCACCACCUCAACGUUUUCAUCACUUCCCGCAAUUUCCUUCGUCGCGUACCAUGAGGUGCUGUUGGGGUCUAAUAACGUGCAGGUGGUUGUCCUGCAAGGCCAAGGGUAGCGCUAGAAUCGACUUCAUAUCGCGGGCGGCCUUUCCCCUCAUGUUCAUCCUCUUCAACCUAACCUACUGGUCCGCUUACCUCUUUCGAGGUGAGGAUACCGUGGGUUCGAACUAGUAGAGAUGCGUUCCGAUUGCGAAGAGAAAAAAAAAGGGAAAGAGAAAGAAACAAAGAAGGAAUGAAAGAUGAUAGAUAGAUAGAUAGAUAGAUAGAUAGAUAAAUAGAUAUCGAAUGAACGAGGAUUAGCUUAAUGGAUGGAAUACAACAAGUCAACGAAGUUUGAAGACAUGAAACUACUCUAUCUUGCUCGAAAAAGGGAAGAACGUUCUUUGGCCGAUUUUGAGUCGGUCAUGCGACCAUCAAGCGAGGGAAAGUCGAAGGGAAAGAUAACUCUUUCGAAGAUGGAAAACGGCGGACAAAAGUAGAGGAUGAAAAUGAAGAUUCUCGGCGACGACGGCGGUAGGGAGUACUUCGUCAUAAGGAAAAACGAUGUGGGACAAGUUGUUCGGACGUGAAAGUGAUGGGAAAACUCUCGCGUUGUCUUUCCAUCGAAAGAGAACGUGAGAGAUUGCGGAAACACACACUGAUACACACGCACGCGCACAUGCGCACAUAUACACAGACACACAUACACGUAUGCUGGUGCCAUUAUACUCUCGACUCAUAAAACACACACAUACAAGCGCAUGAAUAGACGGGAGGGGACACACGAAUACAUAUUAACAUAGAGAGUUACAUAACACACACGUACACAUCUAUUUACAAGCGCAAAAAGAUUUACACACACAUACACACUCGGAAGACCGCGUGCCACAGAGACUGAAGAGAAAUCAACGCAGUGGGCCCUGUAUAGCCACGGCCUGUUAACAAUUUACAAUGCAUAUAAGUUUAUAAAUACUAUAAAUCUAACGUAUUGAGACAAGUAACUCGUUAUUGCAGUCAGUGAAUCCUUUAUAUAUGCGUAUAUAUAAAUAUAUACAUAUAAAUAUAUAAGCAUACAAUCGUAAGAUUUCCAGUCUCGUGAUCGUCAUUGAAGGGGAGGAAAAGAUAAGAGAAAACAAAAAAAAAGAAGAAGAGAAAAAAGAAAAAAAAAGAGCAAAGGAAACAAUGGUUGAAUUACAAAAUAAUAUAAAAUUAAAUGAGGUAAAAAAAGAAAGGAAAAGAAAAAAAAACCAAGGAAAAAAAAAGGAAAAAAGAUAAGACUAAAGGGAUAAGAGAAAAUACGAGGGAAGGCAAAAGAAAGAAAAAAAAAAAGAGAAAAAAAAAGAAAAAGAAAUGAGGAAACGAGACCAUCUUAGAUAAAGGACACACACUCUCUCUCUUUCUCUCCCUCUCUCUCUCUCUCUCUAUUUCUGUCUCUCUUUCUUCCACCCUCCAUCCCUCUUGUUUUUUUCGUGUCUCAUUUUACUGUCGUUUCGAAGAGACGCUUUCUUCUUUUUUUUUUUUUCUUUUUUUGUUGGAAUCGACGAAACGUAAGAAUCGGGGAUGAAGACGUCGAUUCGGUGCGGCAAUGAAACGAUAGAUAGCGAUGAAAAGAAUGAAAAUUUUCUUCGAAGAAAACAAAGAGAUGGAUGGUCGUCGUUUGUCCUCCUUCUCUUUCUCCUCCUCCUCCUCCUCCUCCUCCUUUUCCACCAUCCUUUUCUUUUACCCUUUCACCCUUGCUUUUUCUAUCUCUUCCCUCUCUCUUCUCUGUCUCUCUCUUUCUCUCUCACGAUAUAUCAAAGAUCGACAGGAGUUAAGGUUCUUAAAAGGCUUGAUCGUAACGCUCGAGGCUGGAAAUCUCGCACGGUAGAUAAUACGAAUCAAUAAUUUAAUCGUCCAUAAGGACAUGAUGUUUUCCGUCAGAGAAGGAAGAUAAGUGUACAAGUAUUUUCUCGUAUAAAGAAAAAUCUUGAUCGAUCGUAAAUUACUAGAAUGAGUGAAAGAGAGGAACGUACAUAUAUACUUAUUAUAUACAUACAUAUAUAUGUAUGUAUGUAUGUGUGUUCGUGUGAGUAGAUAUUUACGUAUCGACAUACGUAUUUACGAUCGAUGAUAUAAAUCUAACUAAGAUAAGAAGGAUUAAACAAAUGAUAAAAAAUGAUAAAAAAUGAUUGAAAAGAAUAAAAGGAUAAAGAAAAGGAAAAAUAUUUAUUUCUUAUUUCGUAUAUUAAGUCGGAGACAGGAGAAGAAAAAGCAGAAUUCUCGUUAAAAUAAUGUGGUACAAAUCUAAUACAAAAAAAACAGAGAGAGAAAGAGAGAGAGAAAGACCAAGAGAAAGAGAAAUAGAUAGAUAGAUAGAUAGAUAGAGGCAGAGAAAGGAAGAAAUAGAUAGAUAGUAGAAAAGAGGAAAAGAAUAAUUAGUAUAAAAGAAGAUGAUGAACUUCGAUGAAAUUCGAAUAAUCGCGUAGAAUUAAACAUUAUAUCUAAGAAGAAUCUAUGCAAUCUACAUGGCAAUCAGUCAACUGUAAUUGGAUAAGACUAGAUGGAGAAAAAAGGGACGAAGGGAAUGAGAAAAAGAAGGAAAAAGAAAGAGAGAGAGAGAGAAUGAGUUUUAUUUCCUACGAAGAGAAAUAUUCGUUUCGUUCUUCAUAGUCGUUUAAUUACAGAAAAACGAACGCGCAUUAAUUGGUGGCGCAAGCACGUAUGUACACGAAUAUAUAUGUAUAUACAUAUAUACGUCCGUAUAUACGAUAAAUUUUUUAAUUGGUUUUAAUAUCGAACGAACGGAUCUGAUGUCAAGCAAAUUAAAUCAAAAAAAGUACAAUUAUCGAAUGCUCGAGCUUAAGAUUUCAAGAGGAUUGCAGAUAAAUAAAAUUGAAAUCGUUAAAAUUAUCUUUUUUUAUCCUUUUCUAUGAUUUUUUUUUUUUUUAAGCCGAUUAAACAAAAUGUUCGAUUGCUAUUGGUCUCUUCUCCUUUUUUUUUAAUCAGUCUGUAUGAAAGAGAUAGAGAGAGAAAAGGGGAGAGGAGACAGAGAGAAAGAAAAAGAGAGAGAGAAAGAGAGAGAGAGAGAGAGAGAGAGAGAGAGAGAGAAGGAAAAAGAGAGAGAUACACACGACACAUACAAACACAAACAAGUAAAAAGUUUAAGAACGAUGAAUUCAAAAUAAUGCGAUUUCGUUGCCGAUCCAAUUGAUGGAAUUAUGUCGUAAAAAAUCCGACGUAUUACGUAUUGUAUAUAUUUAGAAAUAAAGAGAAAACAGUGUUUAUUGUUAAAAGAAAAAAACAAACAAACAAAAUUCAUCGACGAGAUUAUUCAUCGUCGCGUUGGUGUAAAGAAAUAUAUAUAAAAAAAAAAAAAAUGAAAGAAAGAAAGAUAUGGAAAAAAAAAGGAUAGGAAAAAAGCCGCAAGGUCGAAGCUCAACAUUAUUUUAUUCCAGGGAUUGUGGAAUGAUCUGUCCGAGGAAAGUAAAAGAAAUAAAUAAAUAAAUAAAAAGAAAACUUGAACAAGAGUUCGUUCAUUCGUUUAGAGUCAUGGGGGAUUUUCGAAAUCAAAAAUAAAAAACUAUGGCGAAUUGGCUAAUGUUAUAAUAGAUCAUUCGUUAUAUGAUCGAUCGUUUGCUUGAAACUUCAUGCAUAAGAAAAAAAAAAAGGAAAAAACAUUACAAAUUUUGCAUCUGGACGUAUAAAACAAAAAUAUCGUCAUCACUCCGAUAUCGAGAAUUUUAAUUUCCAUCACGAACGUAAAAUUUACUUUUUCAAAAUUUAUUAGUCGUUUAUUCUCGAUUAUUCGACGACAUCGACGAUAACAAAAGCACUUUGGAUCGGCCAUUAAAAAUUAUUUAAAUUAAAUCUAUGAAUUCAUUAUACGCAUUAAUUCGUGCUUGAUCUUAUCAAUCCUUCCGAUGGAUUAAAAAAAAUGUAUAUAGAAUUCCGCGAAUGAGAAAUUAUAAUAAUAAAUACAUGGUUCGUUUUGCGAAGUUGUCAUCAUUUAAGUAACUUAUUGUUAGUACUAGAUCAAUCGAUUGAACGACAUAAUAUCGCUUUUUGUUGAUCUUUCGCGUGAAUUUCGGACAACAACAAGAAACAAGAUAGAAAAUUAAAAAAGAAAAAGAAAAGAAAAAGAGAAGAAGAAACACACGUACACACAUGCGCACACGUAAAAUAUAAAAAAAAAAGGAAAAAAAAAAGAUUUAAGUGACUCGUAACGCGUCUGUACAUAAAUCGCAAGGAGAAUGAGAAUGGUUAACGCGUUGCGACUCAUACUCGACACGAAUUAUAUUCGUACGCAUCCUUUUAUCAAUAUCUCGAUUUAAUUGUAAACGAAUGAAAAAGAAAAAAAAAAAGAAAAAAGAAAAAAAAAUCACUUUCAUCGAUAGGACGGAGAAAUCAGUAUUAAACGAAAACAGACAUUUUAAUCGCAUUCGAGUAUUCGUACGUUAAAUCCUUCAACAAAAAAAAAAAAGAAGAAAAAAGGAAAAAAAAAAGAAAAAGAAAAAAGCCAUAUACAAUGUAUAUAGUACAAUACGAGCACGUACGGUAUAUAAAUAAAAAUAUUAUAUUAAAACAGUUAUUGUAAACGGUACGAUACUAUCUGAAGUUAAAAACCAAAAAAAAGAAAAAAUAAAUAAAUAAAAAAUAAAAAAUCGUCGAUGUAAAACACAACUAAGAAGUGGGAAAGGGCAUAAUAGAAUAGUAAAGAUAAGAAAAGAAAGGAAUAAAAAACAAAUAAGAGAAAUGGGAAAAGAUGGAGAAAGAAAAAAAGAGAGAAAGAGAAGAAGUUAGAGAGAAAGAGUGAGAGAGAAAGGGAGAGAAAAGAAAAAAGAAAAGGAAAGAAAGUUCGCCGUAUUCCUGUAUACAUAAUAUUAUCGCAAUAUACAUAAAUUAAUAGAAAACACUCGUUAGAACUUCGAAAAAGAGAAAUUUUCCCUCGAUCUUGAGAGAAACGAUUUCAAUUUUAACGUCGACGGAGAACUCUAUGAAAGAAACUCGCUUUUUUUUUCAUAGUACAUAUAAAAGAAAAAAUAUCGCCUAAUAAUCUCUCUUACAUCCCAAUCCUUCAUAUAACGUGUAAGUAUGGACAUAAGCAAAGGAAGUAAAUUAUUAUUGGAAGAAGGAUGGAAAAUUGUUCAACGAUCGUACGAAUUUCGAGUUAAAAAAAAAAAAAAGAAAGAAGUAGAAAAAAAGAAAAAAAAGAAAAAAAAAAGAAAAAAAAUAAGAAAGAAAGAAAGGAAAAAAGAAAAAAAUUGAUCCUUCUCGGUCCAUUUCCUCGAAUUAAUUUUGAUUGUACCUAUAGUUAAGAAUAUAAUCUUUACGAACUGUUAAUUAUAACAACGUUCCGACUAAUCUUAGCGUCCACGGUUGCACGGUUAAUUGGCUGACGAACUGACGUCAUUCAAAAUAUAGAUACGUACAUAUGUAUGUACAUACAUAUAGGUAUAUAUGACGUCCGUACGCGUAGGAUUAAUCUUAUAACAUUAAUGACCGUGUUUUCUGUGCCAUUGAGCUUGGAUUCACGCGUUAAUAAGGAACUUUUAAAAAGCAUAUUGAGACCGUCUAAUAAAAAUUUCCUGUACAUAUACUCCGCGAAAGGAUUUAAAGGAUUUUAUACGUAAGUAUGUACGUACAUACGUAUCUAUGCACAAAAAGAAAAUUAAAAAUUCGUACAAUUUAUCGCGGUCUACGAAAUAUUUUCAAUUAUAUAAAGAAAGAACAAUAUGAUUCAUUUUAAAGUGUCAACCUAUCGCAGAAGUUGGGUUCUUAUGACUCUUUCUUUUUUGUACGUCAUACGAACUCAUAAGUAAGUACUACGUGCAUUAUAGCAAGUAGAUAUUCUUACGGGAGUUACAGAAAAAAAAAUGAAAAACAAAAAAAGAUAAAAGAUAUAUCCAACGGAGAAGAGUAUGACAAAGAAGGUAAACAAAAAAAGAAAUAAGAAAAAGAAGAAGAGGAGGAGGAGAAAGAUACAACUGAAUAGAUGCAUAUAAAAAUAAUAUUCGAUUGUUUUACCGUGAACAAUUCGUACGUUACAUAUUCAUCGAAUAGAUUUUUCUUUGCCAUCGUGAAAUACAUAAGGCGAUACAUAAGUAAGAACUUACGUAGACCGAUUAGAACUCACCGAUCGAAUUCGUUCGUUUUCCUUGAUAAAAAAUAUUUCGUAAUGUGUGAUAAAAAGGACUGAUCGUUUGGUUUUCAUCAUACCGACGAUUUCAUCUUUCUUCCCUAAUUCCUUUUUCCUUUAAAAUUUUCAUUUGUACGAUAAUAUAAACGCAUUCCCUACAAUCUUUCGUGCGAUAUUAGAAUAAUAGAUAUAAACGAUGAAAAAAAGAGAAUAAAAAUGACGAUAAAUUAAAAAGUGUCUCUUUCGACGUAAAUCGUAUUAAUUAUAUUAUUUAAGGAGAAAGACGGAACUAAUUGUAUCGUUUUUAAUCGAAAUAAUAAAAGUAAGCACUCAAUGUAACCCCUGACCAAUGUAAACCGGAAGUAGGCGAACGAUUAACGAAAGAAUUGUUCAAAGUUACACAGACUUCGAACAUGUCGUUUGUGUUGUAAAUAAGAAAACUAUUCGUAAAUUAAUAUCGCGGCUAUAAAGAUCGGAGGGGAACGGAAAAAAAAGAUAAACGAGAGGAAACGAAACGACAAACCAGUUCGAAUCGAUUUAUUUAAAAUUUUACGCAAAAAUACAAGUUCGUAAAAAGAUAGACGGACAGAGAAAAGGAAAAUAGUAAAUUUCAAUAAACUUGUAUUGUCAGAGUCGCGAGAACAAUUAAUUGAUAAACGUAUCAUUAACAAUUAAUAAAAGAUUCAAUAAAAAUGCCAAAAGACGUGAUUUUAAAAAGUUAAAAUUAUUCAUUCCCACGAGAAAAAAGGAAAGAAAGAUAAAGAAAACAUGUACUACGCACGCAAAAUCGUAAAAGUUUCGUUUCCUCAAAGUUUAAUGUAGAUUUUUAUUGGAAAAGAUCUAACAAUCUUAUUUCUUUAAAAAAGGUCGGUUUUGCUUGAUGAUAAAAAUCUAUGAUGAUUGCAACAGUGAGAGAGAGAGAGAGAGAGAGAGAGAGAGAGAGAGAGAGAGAGAGAGAGAGAGAGAGAGAGAGAGGGAGAGAGAGAGAGAGAAAGGAAGGGAGAGUGAAAGAAUGAGCGAAAAGAAAGAAAAAUGAAGAAGAAUCGUCGCCAUUGACGAACGAAUGAAAAAAAAAAGAAAAAAGAAAAGAAAAAUUUGCAUAACGGAAUCCGUUUCCUUGUCUGAUCCUCACUUUUUCCCGAUACUACCGCCGAAAUUAACGGGACGAAUUGAAAUAAGGGAUGAACUAGGAGAAAGUUUGCGCGAAGUUGGCAUAUUUUAAUUAACGUGCUUCGUCGGAUCUGCACCUCGGUUUUAAUGAAAAAUAAAUGCAAAAGAAAAAAAAUAAAAGAAAAUAUACACGCGCGCGCACAUACACACGAUAAAGAAAAAAUGAAUAAAAAGAUAGAGAUAGUGAGAGAAAGAGACAGAGAGAGAGAGAGAGAGAGAGAGAGAGAGAACGUCAAAAUUCUUCGAGAUCUCGUUAAUAAUUCCCUUAUCUUUAUUCGCCCUGUAAUUAUGUAAAAGUAGAUUAAACGUUGUCCACGUAAUCCUAAGGAUCGCUGUAAAAACCCUUUUAUGAAAAAAGCGAGGAAACUGUCGGCUCGAGGAAUCGAACUCGCGUGAAUUCUUUCAAUUCGGACGCGUACAACGAGAAAACGAAAACGAAAAGAAACAAAAUAAAACAAAACUUAUGAAGAAAAGGAAAAAAGAAAAAAGGAAGAAGAAGAAAAAUGAGAAAAGAAGAGACCGUGAAAUAUUUCGAUUGCGUAAAAUAAUUUACAAAAAGAAAAAAAAAACAAUCAAAACGAAAUCGAGACAAAUGAUAAAUAUGUAAGAAAAGUCGACGGCGCAUAGUCCCCAAUGGUCUUGCAUGAUUUGCGAAAUAGAACUAAAAUCGAUUAGACUGUCAAUUAAGUAUCCUUACAAAUGUAUAUGUGCUACAAUACUUAUACAUUCGACUGGCCGAUUUAAUUGUUUUCGCAUAAACUUAAACGAGAAUAUGAUCAAAAUUGUACAAAAAAAAAAAAAACACAAAAAAGAAAACAAAAAAGGUAAAGGUAAGGUAAGGUAAAAAAAAAAAGGAAAAGAAAAGGAAAAAGGACAGAACCGUUAACUAUUCGUAUCUCGACGUUUUCCACGGUUUAAAAAUUGGACAUAAAAUAGAAAAUACAGAGAGAGAGAGAAAAAAAGAUUAGAAAUUUAACGAUCAUUUUAAUCGAAACAUGAAAUACGGAAAAAUAUAUGAAAAAAAAAAAAAAAAUAAAACUUGCGCCGUACAAUUUGCCAAAAGUAUUUAAUUAAGAGAUACACGCACUAUGAGAGAACGUGAAUUCCUCGAUAAAAUCCCGUAACAGUAUUCUAAAAUUAACAUAAGAAUUUUAAUUACCAUCAUUGUAAUUACGGAAAUAUUAAAUGACAGAGAUGAAGAUUGAUGUUUAUAGAGGGAGUCCAACCUUCGAGGUCAUUUUAUCCGAAAAUUAUCGUUUAAUAAAAGGAACGAAUGCGUUCCUCUCGUCUUUUUA
Vespula vulgaris is the source of this 10667-nucleotide messenger RNA. RefSeq names its product glutamate-gated chloride channel-like (gene GluClalpha). Gene Ontology annotation, cellular component: membrane; neuron projection; synapse. The record is from RefSeq and is a predicted model, not a curated record. Gene Ontology annotation, molecular function: neurotransmitter receptor activity; transmembrane signaling receptor activity; extracellular ligand-gated monoatomic ion channel activity. Gene Ontology annotation, biological process: chemical synaptic transmission; regulation of membrane potential; chloride transmembrane transport. Lineage: Eukaryota; Metazoa; Arthropoda; Insecta; Hymenoptera; Vespidae.